AUGAUUAAUAUGAAGAAAAUUUUAUCUUUAUUUGAUUUUAAUUUCGAUUCGAUUAUUUUUUUUCCAUCCACUUGUCAUUAUCCUCAAAGUGUACGAUGGACAUGUCCUCGAUUAACUGAUUUUACAUUAUUCGAAUCAUCUAUUGAAUUUAUUAUUGAUGAUAUGAAAUCUAUUCUUACUUAUAUGACAAAUUUAGUUAAAUUAACGUUAAGUAUUCAUGAUACAUUUGAUCCAUUAUUUUGUCAUGGUCCCACUAUUGAAUCAAUUUUAAAUGAAUAUCUUCCACAUCUUCUUCAAUUUCAUUACACAAUAACUCAUCAAAUUACGAAGCAAAUCUUAAUUGAAAAUUUUGUUCGAUGGUCAAUGAAUAUUACAUAUUAUUGUAUUUUAGCUACUUUUUCAACAAAUUCAAUAAUUCAACCUUCUAUUCAUCAUUUAAUUGUUAAACGUUGCUUAUAUAAUGAAAAAGAAAUGUCAAUACUUGCUCAUCAAUUUCCACAUGUUAAACAUUUAAAAUUAGAACUUCCAAUAGAUAAAUGUUCAUUUAUUAAUUGUUUAAAAAUUUUAGGUGCUCGAGAAGAUAGUUUUGAAAAGAAAAGCUGUUAUUGGACUGAAUUGGUCUGUUUUUCAACAGAAUUGUAUUCGGUACACAAAAGUAUUAUUUCAAAUGAAAGUCAAUUGUAUGAUUGGUUCAUUCGAUAUGCAAAUUUAAAAUAUGAGAAAAAUUCUCUUAAAGAUUAUUGUUCUUCAGCUUUAACUAUUUGGUACUGA
This is a messenger RNA of Rotaria sp. Silwood1, 771 nucleotides long. NCBI's taxonomy places the organism in Eukaryota, Metazoa, Rotifera, Eurotatoria, Philodinida, Philodinidae. The record is from the annotation of a GenBank genome assembly.